AUGCCUCAGCUCAGUAGUGGUGGAGGAGAUGAUCAAGGAGCAAACGAUGAAAUGAUAUCCUUCAAGGAUGAAGGCGAACAAGAUGAGAAAAUUCAAGAAAACGCUUUCACAGAAAGGGAUUUAGCUGACCUCAAGUCGUCUCUGGUGAAUGAAUCGGAGACAAAUCAAAGUCCGAACGCAGCGGUAGGUUACAGAGAGAGAGAGAGAGUUCUUAUGUUAAGCGCUGUUGGUAAGAUUGAAAAGGUUCUUUGUAUGAAACUUUUGCAUCUUGUUCAAAGUAAUUCUCAGGUUACUAAUCUAUGUUUACUGUUGCUUUGGACACUCAGGCGGUCAGACGGGGUCAGCAAAACGAACAUAGAGGUUAUCAAGAGAAACACCGGGAGCAUCUCGACAGCGGUAAGAACUAAGAACGAGACAGUAGCUGAAUUAGGCUAAUUGUAUCUCAGUGAAACAAGUUGUCUGUGAUUUCUGACAAUACUGUGCUGUUGCAUCAUAGACUGACUAUAAAAGGAAGGUGUUGCCUUCCCUGGGCUACAUAGGUUAUACCAUGGUAAUAAGGGUUCAGGUAGCUUCGUUCUGAAAGACCUAAAUAAAAUCUAAAUAAAAACAUGCUUUAACUUAACAUUAGGUUUAUUUAUUGUCCCUAUGGGGCCAAAUCUGCCAAAAACACAAAUGUUUGCUUGCUGUGCUGAACCUCAAAUUUCAGGGCAGCUAAAAGUUAUUUAAAGUUAGAAAUGUUCAUUAACAAUGUUUGAAUAUGGCAAGUAACUCACAAAACUUUAUCCACUUAUGCAUUCAACUGAAAGGUUGAAAACAAGCCAUGUGGAUCAAUGACCCUCUGUUUGGACAGGCUGUAAAGAUGCAUUGCACAUUUUAAGUUACCAUCAACACUCUAGACUAGAGAGAUCAGUGGCUAGCCAUUGUAGUGGGUGACAAACAACAAAGGAUUGGGGUUUGCCUGUGUUUUUGUGAUGCAAGAUUACGGCUGUCACUUUGUCUCACAAAUAUGUGACAGUAGUAAAACAAGUCUGUAACAUAGAAUCUCUCGAAGAGCUCUAUCAUUAUUUGUCGAAAAUACUUUUUCUAAUAGUAAAAAAACUGCUUAUUAUAACCUUUAUAACUACAAUAGUUAAACAAAAAGCAAAAACAAAUAUGAAUGAUUCUUUGAAGGUAAAUUAAUAUCAGAAAACAUCUAAUCUCACAUCUUUGUCUUUCUCCACAGUGUCCAAACAUCAAGAUGGAGGAAUGUACAAAACACCGUAUCCAGGGUACCCGUUUCUCAUGCUGCCCGACCCAUACAUCCCCAAUGGAUCAGUGUCACCAUCUGUAAGUCCACAUCACUUUACCUUCUACAUCCCAAUGUAG
Molecule: messenger RNA, 1365 nt
Organism: Coregonus sp. 'balchen'
Lineage: Eukaryota; Metazoa; Chordata; Actinopteri; Salmoniformes; Salmonidae
Source: the annotation of a GenBank genome assembly